AUCUUGCUGCGAAUUCCUGCUGUAAGAUCAAAGCAAGCCGACAAUCGACCCACCGCCAGGCUGUCCACCUCGAUAGUCCAUCACAUCAACCGCCUCCCGCCCCCGAUGCAUUCCCUGCAGUCCGUUGCUCUUCGCCGGCUCUUCCACAACCAUUCGAUUCGGUCGGCUGCCUCCGUUGUCUCGACGAUCCACUCCAUUUCACCAUCCUUCCCAACGCACCAGUCCCAUCAUUCGUCGCACCAUGUCAACGUCACCUGCCCAAAAGCCAUCCAGUCUGUCCUGCCGCUCUUUAUCCCGCCGUCACCAGCGAUUGUGACGCCGCAGCAGCAGCCCAAGCCUGCCUGCCAAGACGAGAUCCUCAGCAAAACGUUCUAUCGGCGAGAUCUGCCCAAGUGCUUGACCGAGUUCACCUCGACGGAGGGUCGGCGGCUCUUCAAGGAGAGUCUGGCAGCUGGACACGCCGAGAUCUACUUCUCGCUAUCGGGCAACUUCACCCACCAGUCCGAGCCGGCAUUCUGCGGACUGGGCUCGCUGGCCAUGGUUCUCAACGCCCUAGCCGUCGAUCCGAGGAAGCGGUGGAAGGGCGUGUGGCGCUGGUAUGCCGACGACAUGCUCGAGGGCUCUUCCAACCUCGAGACCAUCCGCGAAAAGGGCAUGACCUUUGAUGAGUUUGCCUGCCUGGCCGAGUGCAACGGCCUCAAGGUCGAGGCCAAGCGUUUCGACCGGAUCACCAAGGCUGAGUUUCUGGACGACCUGAAGCUGUCCACCUCCAGCACGGAUGUGCACAUGGUUCUGUCGUUCUCGCGAAAGACGCUCUCUCAGACCGGCGAUGGCCACUUCAGCCCCAUCGGUGCCUAUCACCCCGAGAAGAACAUGGUCUUGGUCCUUGACGUUGCUCGGUUCAAGUAUCCGAGCUACUUUGCCAGCGUUGACCAACUCUAUGAGGCCAUGCGAGCCGUCGACAAAGAAACCCGCCUCCCAAGAGGCUACUUCAUGCUGCGAAGAGGAGAACGCAACUCGAUCGGUCUGUGCACCAUCCCGACGUCACAGAACCCAGACUGGUCCGCCAUCGAUGGAUUCUUUUUCGACCAACUUCCUCAGUAUUUCGGAACGUGGAGCCGCCGCCUGAACGUCGACGAGGCCCGAGACAGGCUGCCCGACGCUAUCGACACCAUCCUGCACGGCAUUCCGGACCAGAAGCUCUUGGUGACUCUCCGGGGUGCCGGCAUCGACCUUGUUGGAUCACCCAAGGACAGUGGCUCCCAUCCAUCCUCAAGCCCGUCGGCGACCGAGCUGGCCGAGGAGUAUUCCAAGGACAUCCGGCUGCUCAACCAGCAGACCCAAGCCAAUCCGCUGUUCCGAUAUGUCUGCGAGGCCGUCCGCGCCUGCGCUGACCUGCGCGAGCGAUUCCGCCUAUCACCUCGGCACCCCGAGCAGCUGGACGAGCAAAAGCUGGUCAUGGCCACGAUCUUCCUGCUGUCGAUCCCAGAUCAGGUGUUUAUGACACUGCCGGCGGCCGUGCACCAGUUGGUCGCGCAGGCGCGGGAUCGGUCGGCAAUGGGCUCGCUGCUCAAGGACGAAGUCGCCCAGAUUGCGCAGAUGCUCGAGUCGCUCCUGCGGGCUCAGCACUGCAAGUGUGGCAAGCUCAAGAGCAGCUGUCGGACCAAGUGAAAGCGCCAUCCAUCGUCCUGGAUCACACGAUCCCAUGUUCGCCGCCCCCCUUCCCGCGGAUCUCCCUCCCCACCAUUCAUUGAUGCAAAGUUCAUCACCACCAUCGGAAUCGACGCCUAGAACCUGCCGCAGUAUUACCCACUCAGCCCAUUGAUUGAUUCCAUUCAUCCAAUUGAUUCCAUUCAGCUCGCCAGCUCAUUCGAGUCAUCGGUCAUCUCGUCAUUCGGCGACCCCACCUCAUCGCACUUGUAUAUAUAUAUAUAACGCUCGUAAAGCAAAGUCAUACCGCCGCCUCUCCCAUCUUUCGAGGUCGAUGGCCGUCGUUUCUCUCUCUUUCUUGUUUUUGGUUGGAUCCUGAAUACACAUGCACAGAUGCCCAUUCA
This is a messenger RNA of Polychytrium aggregatum, 2054 nucleotides long. Its product is annotated as Phytochelatin synthase-domain-containing protein. NCBI's taxonomy places the organism in Eukaryota, Fungi, Chytridiomycota, Chytridiomycetes, Polychytriales. Gene Ontology annotation, biological process: response to metal ion; phytochelatin biosynthetic process; cellular detoxification of cadmium ion. The record is from RefSeq and is a predicted model, not a curated record. Gene Ontology annotation, molecular function: metal ion binding; glutathione gamma-glutamylcysteinyltransferase activity. The coding region runs from base 106 to 1671 and encodes 521 amino acids. The transcript has 5 exons.